AUGUGUGUCCUUAAUAGUUUUCUCUCGGUGACCGCGGUUUUUGGAAACGCAAGCCUCAUUUUUGCGCUAGGAAAAACUUCAUCAAUUCCUUCUUCAACGAGAACUCUGCUUUGGUGCUUGGCGAUAACAGACCUCACCACUGGGGUACUAGGUCAUCCACUCUACAUCGCUGUAAUUUCAAAAGUUCGGCAAAAUUAUAGCUGCGAGAACGUUCAUGAAAUUUUGCUAGCAUUUUUCCUGAUACAAGUUUCGUUAACUGGUUGCUCAUUAAUGGCGGUGACUUUCAUCGGAGUCGAUAGAUUUCUUGCAAUUUAUUUGCAUCUUAGAUACAAUGAACUAGUCACUACAAAGCGAAUAGUCACCGUGGUACUUGCGUCGUCGACUUUUUCCCUGGCUACCAUUUUCAUAUGUGUCUUCUGGUAUUUUAAGGUUGGAGAAGUGGUUUUGCUUAUUGUUGCUUACUGCUCCACGAUUUUGCUCAGUAUCAUAUACAUUAAACUUUUUUUCUCGUCGCUCGUCAACACGCAGCAAGCAUAA
Porites lobata is the source of this 537-nucleotide messenger RNA. Lineage: Eukaryota; Metazoa; Cnidaria; Anthozoa; Scleractinia; Poritidae. The record is from the annotation of a GenBank genome assembly.